Molecule: messenger RNA, 2404 nt
Organism: Cyprinodon variegatus (sheepshead minnow)
Lineage: Eukaryota; Metazoa; Chordata; Actinopteri; Cyprinodontiformes; Cyprinodontidae
Gene: nprl3
Product: NPR3-like, GATOR1 complex subunit
Exons: 14
Coding region: 161-1999 (612 amino acids)
Biological process (GO): TORC1 signaling; positive regulation of autophagy; negative regulation of TORC1 signaling
Cellular component (GO): GATOR1 complex
Source: RefSeq, a predicted model, not a curated record
AGUGCCAAAAACAGCCCUAUGAGAAACCCAAUUCUCUGCAGGUUUUGAAGUUAACUGGGAAGUGCUAUCGUUCUUCUUAUUGUUUGUUUUUUCUAGUAGACAUAUAAGCUCAUAAGAGCUGCAGCUAAAUCACGCUAACGAAGACUUUUAGAAUGCUAACAUGAUGCUAAGCCCAUCGGCCGAGUCACCAGAUGACAGAAACUCUCUGUACAGUCAGUCUCAGAACAACAGACAUAAAAGCGGGGAUAAAACCAGUCCGAUCAGCGUCAUACUGGUUAGUUCUGGGAGCAGAGGGAACAAACUUUUGUUUCGGUAUCCAUUCCAAAGAGCUGCUGAGUGCCCGUCUUCUCUCGCAGCAAAACAGCGUAACCCAUAUGCACUGAGCACAACUGGAGAUGUUCUUGAAGAUCUGGAUGGAGACUCAAGGGAGCAAUGUCCGCUAACUGACGAACAGUUGGUAGCAGGGUUUUCUGAUAGCAUUCUGGCCACCAUCCUGGCCACCAAGUCUGACAUGUGUGGAAAGAAGUUUGAACUGAAGAUAGACAACGUUCGGUUUGUGGGUCACCCUACUCUCCUGCAGCAUUCUCCUCUCAUUCAGGUGUCCAAAACAGAUCCUUCACCCAAGAGAGAAAUGCCUACUAUGAUCUUAUUUAAUGUGGUUUUUGCCCUGAGGGCAAAUGCUGACCCAUCUGUAAUCAGCUGCAUGCACAACCUUUCCCGGCGCAUCGCUAUAGCGCUUCAGCAUGAGGAGCGCCGCUGCCAGUACCUAACCAGAGAAGCCAAGCUGAUGCUGGCCAUGCAAGACGAGAUCACCACUAUGACUGAGACAGAUGGAACUCCUCAGUCCCCAUUUAGGCAAAUUCUUCCUAAAUGUAAGUUAGCCAGGGACUUGAAGGAAGCCUAUGACAGCCUUUGUACAAGUGGUGUGGUAAGGCUACACAUCAAUGACUGGCUAGAGGUCAGCUUCUGCUUACCUCACAAGAUCCACAGGGUUGGUGGUAACUAUAUCCCUCCGGAGGCAUUAGAGCGUAGUCUGAAGGCCAUAAGGCCUUAUCAUGCCCUGCUGCUGCUCGAAUGCGAGAAGGCGCUGUUGAGCCAGCUUCCUCUAGACUGCUCACCUGCAAUGGUGCGUCUGAUUAAGACCUGUUCAGCAGUGAAAAACCUGCAGCAGCUCGCCCAAGAUGCUGACCUGGCCCUACUUCAGAUCUUUCAGAUUGCUGCUCAUUUAGUUUAUUGGGGCAAGGCAAUCAUCAUCUUUCCAUUGUGUGAAAAUAACGUCUACAUGCUUUCUCCUCAUGCCAACAUAUCUAUAUAUUCUCCUUUGGCGGAGCAGUUUGCUCAGCAGUUCUCUGGACACGAUCUGCCUUCCAUGUUGGCCAAAUUCUCACUCCCAGUCUCACUAGCAGAAUUCAGAAACCCUCUGGAAGCUCCAGCACAGGAGGUUCAGCUGAUCCAGAUGGUGGUGUGGAUGCUCCAGCGCCGCCUGCUCAUCCAACUCCACACCUAUGUUUGCCUUUUGAUACCGCCAAGUGAAGAUGAGCCUGCACUGAAGGAGGAGGAGCUACCACUGGCUACCCGUGUCGGAGGCCGCAGUCUAAGCACCCCAAGCGCUCUCAGUUUUGGUUCACCAACCAGCAGUGACGACAUGACCCUAACAAGUCCCAGUAUGGAGAAUUCCAGCGCUGAGCUGCUGCCUGGCGGAGACUCUCCUUUGAAUAAAAGGAUGACGGAAACACUUCUCACGAGCCUGUCGGAGCAUGAAAGGCAGGUUAUACUUAACAUCCCAGCGGCACAAAAUCCAGAGGAUCUGCGAAUGUUUGCCAGGCUGCUGCACUAUUUUCGGGGACAUCACCACCUGGAGGAAAUCAUGUACAAUGAAAACAUGAGGCGAUCACAGCUGAAGACACUAUUCGACAAGUUCCGCAGCGUCCUCAUUGUUACAAACCAUGAAGACCCCAUUAUUUCAAUCUUUCAGUCACCAAUGGAGCAGACUAUAUGAGCGCCGGCAACCUGGAAACUAUCACUGUUUUAGAGUCGGUUAAUCUGAAACCUGCUCAGGACCAAGGAGGGUUUAUAGCAAAAUGAUGGCAUUAAUGUGCAGUUUCAAAAUAUAGACUAUUUUCCCCUUUGAGCCAAAAUUUGUUUACAAUGUUAAGUUAUUUUAUACUUACCAGACAUGCCUUAUGGGUUCACUGUGAAUAGGGGAAGGACUGAUGUACCGGGAGACUGACACACUCUCCCAAAUUCAAAGUAAAAGGAUCCAUGUUGGCUUCAUAAGUGCACACCAAGCACUGAUCGUUCCAGCUACCUCUGUUAAGGAAUCCCAAAGGUGGAGAUGGAAAGAGUGCAAAGAAAAGAUGGAGGCUCAACAUCAGUGAGCCAUACAGACAUCUGUAAAAAUCAC